GCCGGGGAAGGGCCCGGCCAAACCCCGAGGCGGUCAGGGCACGGCCAAACCCCGAGGCGGUCAGGGCAGGCGCUGGCCCCGGCCCCGAGGCUCCGACGGCGGCCCGGCUGCGCCAGCCUCCUCUCGCUCCGCUGCCCCUCCUCCCCCACGCCGCGGGUGUCGCGGAGGGGCCGCGGGGCGGGCGCCCGGCGGGGCUCCGCGGGACGGGCCGUGCUGCGCUGCUCCCCCCGGGCCGGCCCCGGCGGAGGGCGGGUCCGGGUCCGGGCCCGGUGCACCUGCCGGGCGCCUCGGCGCGGCGGCGCUCGGCGGAGUCAUGCCGGCCGCCAGCACAGCCGGGCUGGACGGGCUGCGCUCCUCUGCGCUAGGGAGGGACAGCGGCGGUCCCCGCGGAUACACAGGGCAGUGCAGCCGCCUUCUCUCGCCCCAGUUCGGCUCACUGCAGGUCCUUCACGGCAACGGCACCGAUGUGGGAACAGUGGUCACGUUCCAGUGCCCUGCUGAGCACCAGCUGGAGGGACCGGGCAUCGUCACCUGCGUUUGGAAAGGGAACAGCACGCAGUGGACAGCCGGAGUGCCCUCCUGCAAACCCAUAUCAAAGUAUGAGACUUUUGGCUUUAAGGUCGCAGUGAUUGCCUCCAUUGUGAGCUGUGUUGUCAUUUUGCUGAUGUCCAUGGCUUUCUUAACUUGCUGUCUGAUCAAGUGUGCAAAGAAAAGUGACAGGAGGAGAACUCAAAGAGAAAUGCAGCUGUGGUACCAGCUAAGGACUGAAGAAUUAGAGCACAUGCAAGCUGCUUGCUUUGGUUUUAAGGGAAGAAACAAUAACAACAAUAAGAAACUCAGGAAUACAUCUGUAUUUGGUGAUGUGACUAACACGGCAUAUGAUACCCAAGGCUUCUACAGACAUGCAAGGUCCCAGGAAGAGCAGACUCGAGAUGUCGUAGUUCCUGGGUGUUGCAAAGACAACAGUCACCUGCUGAAGGUAGCCAAGAGCAAUGGUGCACCUAGGGAACACACAGUACUGGGACACAACACUGCACUGCAGACGGUGAACUCCAUACAUGUUGUUGAAGUCGACAUUCAUAAGAAUAGUUUCAACAAACUGACCUGCCAGAUAUCUGGAUAGCUGGUGUCUGAAAUGCAGCUGCUUCUCUGGACCAAAAUGAAAUAUUGAUAGAUGUGCCUUAAAGACAACAUAGAACAUUCAUUAUUAAUAUGAACUGUAAGUUUUCUAUAUUCCAAGAUGGCUAUUUAAGAGAAAUGCUUCAAGGUCUGAUACAACUAAAGAUAUGAAUAUUUGGGCUGUCAGUCCAGAGCUGUUCUCUGCGGUGUGCUGUGCAGUGUGACCAUGGCAAAAGAAUAAUGUCCUUCUGCAUAGCUAGAGAGGUGGUACCCAGUUUGCAUAUUUGCCUCAUAUGAAGUUGCUGAUAAUAAUUACACACCCCUCAGAUUCCAAUGUUCUCUGAAUCAGUGGGUUUUGUAAGAAUUUCAGAAAGAAAAGUCUCCCAUAUUUUUACAAAGUAGCAUGAAAUAGAGCUACAGAAAAAAAAUUGGUUUUAAUUAAAUGCCCCAUUGUUUUGUAUCAGAAAGAUCUUUAAUUCAUCUGCUCUGUCUUUAGAGAACAUGUGAGACUGAGUGCCGCAAAGGCCCAUCUGCAGGUCUGCCAGCCUGUGGGAGGGGAGAUGGCACAUGGAGGGAUGUGGUGUUGUGCUGUGGCACACCUUGGGGCCACCUGUGACCUCCUGUAGCUUCUACAGGUGUCCCAGUGCAAGAGCAGUUGGUGUGCAGGUGGGGACAGCGGUGCAGCCUUCCUGGAGCAGCCAGCUCAGGAUUGCUGCAGGAUCAUCCCUGUGAGACCUCUCUAAAUAAAGGUAGCUACUGAGGUAGCUUUUGAAAGCC
Taeniopygia guttata (zebra finch) is the source of this 1896-nucleotide messenger RNA. Lineage: Eukaryota; Metazoa; Chordata; Aves; Passeriformes; Estrildidae. The record is from RefSeq and is a predicted model, not a curated record.